AUCUCGCACACUUUCAGUACCAUAUAAAAUACUGAAACGAACAGACGUUUGUUGCCGAACAGCUUUAUAGUGAACAUUAAUUUUCAAUUUCUUUGCAACGUCACUGCGCAUCACUAUCAGCAUCCCCUUUUCUGUAGUGCAAUAAAAGCUACAAGAUAUCAACAAUAUAAAAUCGUUGACCUCGCCAGCCUCCACUAGUCGAGAUUGUGUAACAAUAUUGCCAUUCAUGAAUAGAGAUAAAAAUGUUCAACGUAAACCUAUGUUUUAUCUCUAUUCUGAGAUGCAUUCUAACUCUUCUAAUACUAAAUCAACCUGUCUUUGGUAACCACACAGAGCCAUCCGUCGACGAAACGUCGAACAGAAUAAAAGUAAAUGUGUCUGAAGGGACAUUAGUCGGCAUCGUCGAGGCAAGAGUUUAUGGCAAUUCUUACAAUGCUUUUCGUGGAAUACCAUAUGCUAAACCUCCAGUGGGUGAUCUCAGAUUUCAAGAUCCGCAACCACCAGAACCUUGGUUCGGUGACAGAGACGCUUCGUUUUACAGAAACGUCUCUCUUCAGAACAUAUUCUGGAACUAUACUAUUGGGAACACACACAGGGAGGUAGUCAUUGGCAACGAAGACUGUCUCUAUUUGAACGUGUAUACCAAAGACAUGAUGCCUUUUAAAAAACGCGCUGUGAUGGUGUGGAUACAUGGUGGAGGCUUUUUUGUGGGGGACGGCACCUUGCUCAUUGACGGUCCCGAAUAUAUCAUAAGGAAGGAUGUAGUACUCGUUACCCUGAAUUACAGAUUAGGUGUUCUAGGUUUUCUCAAUUUUUAUACAAAAAUGGCGACGGGAAAUCAGGGAUUAAAAGAUGUAGUUAUGGCGCUAACAUGGGUUCAAAGAAAUAUGUUGCAUUUCGGUGGAGAUCCCGAUAACGUCACAAUUUUUGGUCAAAAUGCGGGUGCAGUGAUGGUUCACUAUCUGACUAUUUCACCGUUAGCUAAAGGUUUAUUUCAUAAAGCAAUAUGUCAAAGUGGCGCCGCGACUGUGCCUUGGGCUUUCACUGAACGAGACGAAGCUAUUAAUAACGGUAUAAUGUUAGCCCAGAAACUUGGUAAUGCGACUUCAGAUUCGGAAAUCGCCUUGCAAUUUCUAAAAAACAUAGACGGAAGAAAAUUGACAGAAAUAAAGGUUGACUUAUUGUUAGAUGGUAUAUAUAAAUUUACGCCGACCGUGGAUUCCGAGUCAUCGAAUCCUUUUUUACCAGAAAAUCCAUUACAAUUAUUACGUAAUGGAAUUACAGUACCAAUCAUAUUCGGAUAUAAUAGCCAGGAAGGCAAUUACUUCAUAAAUUCCUUGUCUUUCCGGGUAAACGAGGAGACUUUAAAGGAAAUUAAUUCUGAUUUCGAGAAAGCCAUAUAUCCUAGAAUUUUGCGUCAAUUACCACAACUAGGGAUCACGGUACCGGAAUUACGAUCACUGUAUUUUGGUAAUGGAACAGUGUCAAAGGAAACUAUAAUGGAUCUUUCUGAUUUUAUCGGCGAUCAGUAUAUCUAUAGAGGCAUUAUGCAAGCAAUUGAUACUCAAAUGAAUUCUAAUGUUGUAAACCAGUCGACCUACUUGUACAGAUUUUCGUACGAAAGUGAAACCUCCCUCUUGAAGAAUCUAUUUAUUGCAUAUUCGCUUCCAGGUACAUCUCACUUUGAGGAACUGGGUUAUUUAUUUUAUCCUCAUGUAAUAGGUCUACGACACUAUGUGAGACCAUUUGCACAUGGUACGCCGGAUUAUAAAAUAAUGGAGUACUUAACACAGAUGUGGACAGAUUUUGCUAAAACGGGAAAUCCAACAUCUUCAGCUAAUUUUACAUGGACUCCAAUAAAAAAUGGUACAAAGUAUGAUUAUUUAGAAAUUGAUAAUGAACCUCAUAUGGAGAUUCUUAUUAAAGAAUACCAACGAUCGAAUUGGGAGAUCAGAGUUCAAUUAUUAAAAGAGUUUUCCAAAUUGGAACAAUUUCCUGGUGCAGAACCAUUCGUUAACCACACGAAUCUUAAAACAGACUUAUAGUUUGAAAUAAAAUAUGAAGAAAUUUAACUAAAACUAUUGAAUAGCUCUGAAGAAAACUUUGUGGUGCAAAAAGCUGACAAACUAACAAAAAACUGACUGUGAGAAACAAUGUGACGUAACAAUGGUGACCAAAGCUAAACCGUUUUCCCAGUUUGGAAUCCUCCUUUUUUUAAACACAUUAUCUGCUCAUUGGAUAUAAAUAUGUACA
Molecule: messenger RNA, 2253 nt
Organism: Nylanderia fulva
Lineage: Eukaryota; Metazoa; Arthropoda; Insecta; Hymenoptera; Formicidae
Source: RefSeq, a predicted model, not a curated record